Molecule: messenger RNA, 1259 nt
Organism: Trichosurus vulpecula (common brushtail)
Lineage: Eukaryota; Metazoa; Chordata; Mammalia; Diprotodontia; Phalangeridae
Product: dTDP-D-glucose 4,6-dehydratase-like
Exons: 2
Coding region: 1-1056 (351 amino acids)
Biological process (GO): nucleotide-sugar metabolic process
Molecular function (GO): dTDP-glucose 4,6-dehydratase activity
Source: RefSeq, a predicted model, not a curated record
AUGUCGGCUGCUGCUGGCGGAGAAGCCCCGGGGCCACCGAGCGGCUUCGCCAAGCGAGUCCUGGUCACGGGCGGUGCUGGCUUCAUUGCAUCACAUGUGAUAGUCUCUCUAGUAGAAGAUUAUCCGGAUUAUAUGAUCAUCAAUCUUGACAAGCUGGGCUACUGUGCAAGCCUGAAGAACCUUGAAACCAUUUCUAACAAACAAAACUACAAGUUUAUACAGGGUGACAUUUGUGAACCUCACUUCAUAAAACUGCUUUUUGAAACUGAGAAGAUAGAUAUAGUACUACAUUUUGCAGCUCAAACACAUGUAGAUCUUUCAUUUGUCCAUGCCUUGGAGUUUACCUAUGUCAAUGUUUAUGGUACCCAUGUUCUGGUGAGUGCUGCUUAUGAAGCCAGAGUGGAGAAAUUCAUUUAUGUGAGCACUGAUGAAGUAUAUGGAGGUAGCCUUGAUGAGGAAUUUGAUGAGUCUUCACCAAAACAACCUACAAAUCCUUAUGCAUCAUCUAAAGCAGCUGCAGAAUGUUUUGUACAGUCUUACUGGGAACAGUAUAAGUUUCCAGUUGUUAUCACAAGGAGCAGUGAUGUUUAUGGACCACAUCAGUAUCCAGAAAAGGUUAUUUCAAAAUUUAUAUCGUUAUUGCAACACAACAGAAAAUGUUGCAUUCAUGGUUCAGGACUCCAAAAAAGAAAUUUCCUUUAUGCUGCUGAUGUAGUAGAAGCUUUUCUCACUGUUCUAAAGAAAGGGAAACCAGGUGAAAUUUAUAACAUAGGAACCAAUUUUGAGAUGUCAAUCGCACAACUUGCCAAAGAAUUGAUACAAUUGAUCAAAGAGACCAGUUCAGAGUCUGAAAUGGAAAAUUGGGUUGAUUAUGUUGAUGAUAGACCUUCCAAUGACAUGAGAUAUCCUAUGAAAUCAGAAAAAAUGCAUGGUUUAGGAUGGAGACCUAAAGUUACCUGGAAAGAAGGAAUAAAGAAAACAAUUGAAUGGUACAAAGAGAAUUUUCACAACUGGAAGAAUGCAGAAAAAGCUUUGGAACCCUUUCCUGUGGAAUAAAAAGUUUUACAAUAAGAAAUAUUUAUGGGAGAGAAAAGCAGAAAAUCGUUUUACCUCAUAGAUACUUGAUAUGAAAUCAAGUUACCAAACAGAAUUUUCUUUCCUUUUGGAAGUAGAUUCAGGUGUUUUUGCACAAAAUCUCAAAGGUAAAAUUAUGUUAUAAAUAAUAGGUAUUCUCAGUUCAUAGAAGAGUUGCAUUAUGA